Desarmillaria tabescens is the source of this 597-nucleotide messenger RNA. RefSeq lists its product as uncharacterized. The transcript is spliced from 5 exons. The record is from RefSeq and is a predicted model, not a curated record. NCBI's taxonomy places the organism in Eukaryota, Fungi, Basidiomycota, Agaricomycetes, Agaricales, Physalacriaceae. Bases 1 to 597 code for a protein of 198 amino acids.
AUGCGACCUCUCCACCUUGCAUGGAUGCUAGUUGCGCCUUAUAUAACCUUAGUUUCUGCACAGGACCUCACGCCAUUUACAUCCUGGAAAAACCCUAACAUCGCAUCGUCUAAGGAUGACCGCAUUAGCAUUGCGAGUGCGGCUCUUGAAAAGGCAGUUAGCAUGCUCCAGCCUAAUGGGAAAUUCGGCGAUUCCACACAUGCAACUUCCAGCAGGCUUUACGCACAAAUGGCUGAAUUUGAUAGAUUGACGAACCAAACCAAGUACAAGGAAACAUUAAAACAGGGUUUUGCACUGGCAAAGUUGGAUAAUUCUGAAUUUUUGAACAAGAUAUCAGUAUGUUCUAAGCAUUAUGGAUAUGCUGCAGCUCGGGCUUACAUCACUUAUCAAGACCCAGACUUCCUCGAUUUUUCUGUGACUUUGUGGACUUCUGCAAGGUGUUAUAUGAUAUCUAAGGAACAAGCUGUGUCAGGAAACACAGAUGUUAAGCAAUUCAAUCUCAGUACCUCAUGUCCAGGUGCAACGUCUUUAGCGGGUGGCACCUAUUGGGUGAGUCAUGAUCUACAUCAAUGUUUAAUUGAUCCAUUAAGGAACUAG